AUUAUUUUUGCUUCGUUAACGAGACGAUGGACCGUGAAGCCGAAGAGUAGCUCUCCAUCUUUAUUUGAGUUGGAUUUGGCGCGCCCAGUCUCCGCUCUCCGAAAUCGGCAGCCAGAAUGAGAGAUUCUCCAGAUGUUUUGGUACACAAGAUGAAUGACGCUAAUAAUAAGGCCAUCAAGGUUUCUACAACAUUUAAUGUCGGAGAGAAUAAGGAGUUUGAUUUUAUACGUACCUUGUACGAAGGUGCUAUAGCUGGAGGUGCUGCUGGUCUCGUUGUAGAAGCUGCUCUAUAUCCAAUUGAUACCAUAAAAACUCGUCUACAGGCCGUUCGUGGAGGAGGGAAAAUUGUACUCAAGGGACUUUAUUCUGGAUUGGCUGCAAAUCUUGUUGGGAUGUUACCUGCCACUGCCAUGUUUGUUGGUGUAUAUGAACCUACCAAACAGAAAUUGCUGAUAUCUCUCCCUGAAAACCUCAAUGCUUUAGCUCAUUUGACUGCAGGUUUCAUAGGCGGCGUGGCUUCUUCACUCAUCCGCGUGCCAACAGAGGUAGUUAAGCAAAGGAUGCAGACUAGCCACUUUGCUUCUGCAUCGAAUGCUGUCCACGUUAUUGUUUCAAGGGAAGGUUUUAGAGGUCUUUAUGCGGGGUAUGGAUCUUUCUUAUUGCGAGAUUUGCCAUUUGAUGCCAUUCAGUUCUGCAUUUACGAACAACUUAGGAUAGGGUACAAGCUAGCGGCGCAAAGAGAUCCAGAUGAUCCUGAGACUGCUAUAAUUGGUGCUUUCGCUGGUGCUAUUAGUGGGGCCGUAACCACUCCUCUUGACGUGAUAAAAACCAGAUUAAUGGUUCAGGGAUCAAAUAGCCAAUACCAAGGUAUUCAUGAUUGUUGUAGGACUAUAAUGAGGGAAGAAGGAGCACGUGCCUUUUUAAAGGGGAUAGGGCCAAGGGUGCUAUGGAUAGGGUUAGGAGGCGCUUUAUUUUUUGGCGUUCUUGAAAAGACAAAGCAAAUGCUUGCUAGCAAGAGGCGUCCACCGCCUGAGAAAACCUUCGAGCCGUGAGGUUCACCUUCUAUUUCGUCUUUAAAUUUUAAGCACUGCACGGCUCAACUUCCUAAUUUUAUUUGUUAGACUAAAUAAAAAUAGUUUGAUUUGUUUGCCUGUCAUAAUUUUCAUUGCCAGCACCGAAACAUGGGCCAGGUAUCUCUCUAAACUUUCCUAUUAAAUUA
Messenger RNA from Cucurbita moschata (crookneck pumpkin), 1219 nucleotides. RefSeq names its product S-adenosylmethionine carrier 1, chloroplastic/mitochondrial-like. The record is from RefSeq and is a predicted model, not a curated record. The transcript has 12 exons. Gene Ontology annotation, biological process: transmembrane transport. Gene Ontology annotation, molecular function: S-adenosyl-L-methionine transmembrane transporter activity. Gene Ontology annotation, cellular component: mitochondrial inner membrane. The coding region runs from base 117 to 1052 and encodes 311 amino acids. NCBI's taxonomy places the organism in Eukaryota, Viridiplantae, Streptophyta, Magnoliopsida, Cucurbitales, Cucurbitaceae.